Messenger RNA from Silurus meridionalis, 2939 nucleotides. RefSeq names its product ectonucleotide pyrophosphatase/phosphodiesterase 4 (gene enpp4). Bases 271 to 1659 code for a protein of 462 amino acids. NCBI's taxonomy places the organism in Eukaryota, Metazoa, Chordata, Actinopteri, Siluriformes, Siluridae. The transcript is spliced from 4 exons. The record is from RefSeq and is a predicted model, not a curated record.
CAGCAGAGGAGCUCUUCGAGGAAGUGAGCAAACCGGUAAUGCUGCACGAUAACGCCUGGGAGUUUCUGGUGCGUUUUUGUAAAAAUCCUUAGCGUUUUGGAAUGUCGAUUUAUCACGGAUGAGUAUAUUCACAAUUAGCCACUAUGGUAGAACAAGAAAUAUUUUAAACUGGUGUUUGUGAGUUGGCGGAAAGUUGAUUGGAGCUCUUCGACCAGCUGUGUUUGGACCAGCUUCCUCAUUGUAAGAAGUAAUACGUUUCCUGGUGACAAGAUGCAUCUCCACGCUAUUCUGUGUGUUCUGGCCACGUAUUAUGAAUCAGCCUUGUCUCUGAAUGCAAGAAGCAAUGAACAGAAAGGUGAUGGAAAAGAUGUGACCCCACUAUUGCUUGUAUCUUUUGAUGGUUUCCGGUCUGACUAUCUGGAAAAAUACCCAUUACCCAAUCUACAGAAAUUCAUCUCUGGUGGCGUUCUUAUUGAUCACCUCAGCAACGUCUUUACUACUAAAACCUUUCCUAACCAUUACAGCCUCGUCACUGGACUGUAUGCGGAAAGUCAUGGAAUUCUGGCAAGUCGCAUGUAUGACUCAGAGACAAAUAAAACUUUUACUAUUCGUGAUUCUAGCGAUCCUUUCUGGUGGGACGAAGCAACACCGCUCUGGGUGUCUGUGCAGAACUGGAAUUAUAAAUCUGCAGCUGCAAUGUGGCCCGGAACAGAUCUGAUGAUUCAAAACCGUACCUCAACGUACUUUUUAAAAUAUAACCCGAAGGUUCCAUUCAAUGAAAGACUGGACAGCUUAAUAAAAUGGCUCACUGAAGAAAAAUUGGUCAAGUUCGCUGCACUGUACUGGGAAGAACCGGAUAGUACUGGACACACAUAUGGACCUGAAAACACCACAAUGAUGGCCAAGGCACUGAAAGAAGUGGAUGACAAUGUGGGGCUUUUGAUGGAUCGUCUCAACCAGACAGGACUAUGGGGGAAGAUAAAUGUGAUUAUUACUAGUGAUCAUGGCAUGGUGCAGUGCUCCCAGGACCGACUAAUUAGGCUUGAUGACUGUGUCGAUCGGAAUAGCUAUAUCUUGGUGGACACUACUCCAGUGGCUGCCAUCAUACCAGUCAAUGAUUCCUCAGAUCUGUAUAAAAAACUUAGUACCUGCAACGUGCACAUGAAGGCUUACAUGAAAGCUGCGAUACCUGACAGGCUGCACUACAGAAACAAUAAACGCAUUCAGCCCAUCCUCCUGAUGGCUGAUGAAGGUUGGACAAUUGUCCAGCAAGGCAACCUCCCACGAUUGGGUGAUCAUGGCUAUGAUAACUCCCUCGCCAGCAUGCACCCCUUCCUAGCAGCCCAGGGCCCAGCCUUUCGGAAGGGUUAUCGGAUGAACACCAUCAACAGUGUGGAUCUCUACCCCCUCAUGUGCAACCUUCUGGGCAUCCCUGAGAUGCCCAAUAAUGGCAGCUUCAGCAACGUGCGCUGUGUGCUCCUCAGAGAGAAGUGCUCAGACCUGGCAGCAGUAAUCGGUAUCGUUAUUGGUGCCCUCAUAGUGCUCACCACCAUCACCCUCCUCUUCAGAUUGCUGAAAAACAGGGAGCACUCUUUGCCAAGGCCGUUUGCCCGCUUAGAGCUGGAGGAGGACGACGAUGACGAACCUUUGCUUGAAUGAGCAUAGAACCUGCAGUUUAAAGUACAUGCACUAUUCUUGCUAAAGUAGAAAAUAAACAAAAAAAAAUGCACAAAUAGGCUUUAAAAAAAAAAAAAUAAUCCUGAUAUGGGAAUUGUGUAGCAAAACUUUGCUUAUUAUUGUUUAACCCACUAAAUAAUUAAGCCGCUAUUUAAUUACUCAGAAGGGUAAAAAAGCAACACACAUUUGUUUUCUAUCAAAUUACAACAAAUUCUAGCUCACACAUUUUCUUCAGGUUUAGGACUAGAAUGAGGAAUCGGAUUAGAAUUAGGUGUCAGAGAUGAGAACAUGUGAUGUUAACAGUGAUGUCAUUUUAUUUUCAUUCAUUUGCAAAUAAAUAUCAGGUCCAGUAUAAUGACAUAAUUUAAACAGGCAUAUGUGUUAUCAGGUAAUAGUGACAACUCAAGUGCAAUGCUCAUUUAGCUUUAAUGGAAAAGGCCCUGAAGGAUAUUCCUAAUUUUAUUUAGCUGUUUCUGAGCUUUUACCGAUUUUCUGAUCUUCAGCAAAGUACCAGGAACCAAAACAAUCAAGUAACUGAGUUAACUACACUGUAUAUUUAUUUCUUUGUGUUUUAUGCUUUAUUAAGGGCAUAUGAAUGUUUAUUUAAUCUGUGUGGUCUGUGAAUAUUGAGCUUUAUAUUUAGAUAAUAAAAAUUCUAUUUUUCUAUUCUGAGGGUGUUUAGGUGUAGGCUAGUCAGUAAAAUGAGAAUAAUAUGCUUUUAAUGAUUAUUUAAUUAAAAAUCUUUUUUUUUUUUUUUUUUUUUUAAAUAAAUAAAUAAAUGUGAGCUUUUUGCACUUAGAUGUUUGAGGUGAAAGGGGUUUAAGGGCUGGGUCACUGUUUUCUUAAAGUCUUCCUGUAAUGAUAUUGCAUAACUGUGCAAUGGAAAGAUAUUCUGUAUAUGUAAAUAGGUACUGUUCUGUAUUGUAGGAGCUUUUGUGGAGUUUUGUGCGUGUUUAAACCUGAUUGUGAAAUAAUUUAAUUCUUGCAUAGUAUUUUGUGGUAAUAUCUAUUGACAAUUUUGUAAUGUUAAGUCUAAUCCACUAGAGGUCACUCUCGAAUAUGUAAGGCUCAAUAUGAUGUGUAAAUAUCUCAAAGGUUCAUGGAAUCAUCUUUUGUCUAACAUUGGAAAAAAAAAGAGUGACUUUUACAUUUCAAAUUCCUAAUAGUUGUGAGAGUAUAUAAAUUUGCUUCUGUAUGUGGAUGAAGUUGCAGUUAAAGCUUUAAGUUGAGAGUCUUUCUCGUAAUAAAAUCUCCUUCAUUAA